Messenger RNA from Oryzias latipes (Japanese medaka), 1238 nucleotides. Lineage: Eukaryota; Metazoa; Chordata; Actinopteri; Beloniformes; Adrianichthyidae. The record is from RefSeq and is a predicted model, not a curated record.
CCCAAAAACAGACGUGAUGUCUUUUUUUUUCUUUACAUCCUCUUGUUUGAAUAUCAUCCAUUUAGGUAAAGGGGAUAAAGGGGAUAUUUUAAGAUAACAAGCAUCAUAAUCUCAUGAUUAAAUCUAGAAACAGGAAAUGGAACUUCUGUCUUUGAAAAGGUUCCACUGCUUUUCAUCCCUGUUGAUGCAACAAAGAAAUAACUGACUGCUGAUCCAUACUCAGUGCUGGAGAUCCCAUGACCAAACAUUCUUCUACCAUAGCAGCUUCCACUGGGACGGUAGUCCACAGACUUAGCUGCUCAAGUUUUCAAACUUAUCGUGGGAGCUAGCAUAACCUGCUUUCUGGAAUACCCCCCUGAGUUUCACAGAUCAACCAGGACUACUUUGCCUCAGUCAACGCCCCUUCAAGCCCUCCACGACCAGCCAUCGUGGUGCUGCUCAUGUCCAUGGUGAAUGAGAGGCAGCCGUUUGUGCUUCGUUGUGCAGUUCUUUACUGUUUCCAGUGUUUCCUCUACAAAAACCAGAAGGGUCAGGGGGAGAUCGUGGCUACACUACUUCCCUCAACCAUCGAUGCCAAUUCUAUCUCUGCUGGUCAGCUCCUGUGUGGAGGUCUGUUCUCAGCAGACUCCCUGUCUAACUGGUGUGCUGCCGUGGCCCUGGCCCAUGCUCUCCAGGACAACCUCACUCAGAAGGAACAGUUGCUUCGAGUUCAGCUCACCACCAGCCUGGGCAAACCUCCCGUGUCCCUGCUGCAGCAGUGCACCAACAUCCUGUCCCAGCCGCUUCCCCCCCACUCCUUUAUGGAAAAGGAUUCAGACAGCAGUCCAGAGGCAGAGGAGGAUGCAGGUGACAAAGAAGUCAAAGUUCCAGGAAGUGAGGCCGAGCAUGAGAAGGAAGAGGAGGAGGAGGAUGACGAAGAGGGGAGGUGUCUGAUAUCUGAGUCUCAGAGUCAGGAUGUACGUGCUUUGCAUGCUGGGAUAGCAUAAAGUGGUGCAAACCUUUCAUCAAAGCACGUGACACUUGCUAAUGCUUCAGUCUUUUUUAAUAAUAAGUCAGUUAUUGCUGGCAGCCAAAAAGAACUGUCUGUUUCUAGCCUUGGUGUCUUUUCUUUAUCAAAGCUUGUAUUCUAUACAUGGGUUGUUUAGGCUUUUGGUAUUUUUUAAAAAUAGUUAUUUUUAUUGUCUUACUAAGGAGCCCGUGACCUGACAUGGGUAAAAUAAUAAAUAUCUUGUUCCCAC